Molecule: messenger RNA, 933 nt
Organism: Westerdykella ornata
Lineage: Eukaryota; Fungi; Ascomycota; Dothideomycetes; Pleosporales; Sporormiaceae
Exons: 1
Coding region: 136-795 (219 amino acids)
Source: RefSeq, a predicted model, not a curated record
ACAUGCGGAAGACAACGCGAGCGUGCGGCGCAGCGCCGCCUCCGCCUGGCCUCUGGAACUCGUCUGGGACGUGAACUCUCCGAGACGGUAGACACGUUGUUGAGAUGCUGGAAUAUAUCACGGCAUCCUCUGUAUAUGCUGCUGCAUGUCACAGAACAGUCCUCCGCACUGAACCUUAUUUUUCUCUCCAUGCUGCGAAACGAAGUCCCUCACGCAGCCCCACACACACAACCCUUGGGAGCCCACGAGGAGAAAGGUGUCGCAUUGGUUCGUCGCAUGUAUCACACCAUUGAGACAAAGGCGGAGGAGGACGAGGAGGGUGGCAGCACCUGUCUUUGUUCGCCAGCCACUGUGCUCUGGUGUCUCUGCAGCUGCACGCAAUCCCGCCUUCGGCCAUUCAGAAGCGUGCGAAGUGGGCGCACGCAUACAUUUUGGCUGCAUGCAGGCGGACCUGGGAGACGUUUCCUUACGCAUGCUGCAGAAGAGCUGCCUCUUCCCUUUUUCCUUUUUCCAGAUUCCAUGCAGCAAACCUCCCAAGGCAGUCGUGCGAGCGCCAUGUGUCACCGAAAUGUGCAACACCUACACACACAAGCGUCAACCCGGCUUCGAGAGCUGCACCGCCGUUUUGAUGAACCUAUUACAAAAGUCCGUUCUCGUGCAACCCGCGGUGGCGACAGCAUGUCAACACAGCAAGGUGGAAGUCGUGGAAGGGCACCACUGACGAAUACUCGCUCCUGUCCCACCCCCUCAAAGUACAGCCUGUGCGACGCCCGGCUGCAGCAGCGCCUGCUGUGAGAGGGACGGAGGUUUUCUUUUCUCCUUCACUCUUCCCCUGCUACAACAACGUGCGCUCCACGUUGCACCCUGGCCUCCGGUCUCCGAUCGCCGUCCAAAGUACGCGAGUUGUACUGAUGCCGUCAUGCUUCUACUAGU